AUGAAGGGAUUCCUUCUGCUGGCCCUGCUCGUAGCCAAAGCCGGUUGCCAGUUCAAUCCUCAUUUUAAAGCGAAACACCACACAAUCGUACAGCUGUUCGAGUGGCGCUAUGAGGACAUCGAGAACGAGUGCCGCACUUUUCUCGGUCCGAACGGAUUCGGCGGUGUUCAACUGUCGCCAGUGAACGAAGUGCGCACAAGUAAAUCGCCAACCUGGACCGACCGGUACGAGCCGGUUUCAUACAAACUGACCAGCCGUUCCGGCAACGAGACCGCCCUUCGUACGAUGAUCGCCGCUUGCAACGAGGCCGGUGUGCGAGUUUACGUCGAAGUGGUACUGAAUCACAUGGCCCGGGCCAGCGAAGGACCGUCAACGCACGGAACGGCGGGUUCCAUCGUCAAUCCGGCCGCCCGUGACUAUCCCGAUGCACCGUACGUGGCGUCCGAUUUUAACGAUCCUUGUCGCAUCACCAACGUUAACGAUCCGCACGAGUUACGCAACUGCUGGAAAGAGGAUCGACCCGAUCUGAACCAAGGACUCGUGCGCGUUCGCCAACGGAUCGUGGAUUUCCUUAAUCGCCUGCUUACGCUGGGCGUGGCGGGUUUCGUCGUCGAUUCCGCGCUCUACAUGUGGCCCCACGAUCUACGGGCAAUAUACGGUCGGCUCCAGAACCUGAUCACAACUGCCGGGUUCCCACCGGGGGCCCGUCCGUUCAUUUGUCAAGAUCUUUCGUACCAUCAGCCGGGUGCAGUUCCGGACAUCAGCUGGAGUGAUUACGCCGACCUUGGCGUAAUCGCGCAGGAUCGUUUUGCAAUCGACAUUGGUGACGUGUUGCUGAGGCGAAAACCGUUUCACUAUUUCGUCCAUCUCGGUACGCGUUUGGGUUACGUCCCACGAGAGAAGGCGCUGGUCUACGUGAACAAUCCACUCCUUCUUCGUCAACCGGAUGCCGAUGGCGAUCUGUUGGUGGUUUCGAUGCGCAACCAGCGUGCUUACCGGAUCGCGCUGGCAUUCCUACUGGCACACCGUUACGGAAUGGCCCGUGUGACGAGUUCGUAUGAGUUUUCUAACCUUGCCGAAGGGCCACCGGUUGACGCGCAGGGACAGAUUAUGCCGGUACGGCUCGAUGAAACCGGCCAGUGCCACCGGCCGUGGAUCUGCGAGCAUCGGUGGCCGACAGUCCAGAAGAUGGUGCACUUCCGGCGGGCCGCUAACGGAACGGCCGUGGCGAACUGGGUAGACAAUGGCCAAAAUCAGAUCGCUUUCUGUCGCGAUCGUGUGGGAUUCGUGGCGUUCAAUGCGGAGAUUUCUCUCACUCUAAAGGCCAACCUGCACACGUGCCUGAAGGCCGGCUCUUACUGCGAUCUUAUCAGUGCACCGCCUGACCGACUGAGUGAAAAUGGCGUGUGCACCGGCACGACGGUGCUGGUAGAUGCCAAAGGGCGAUCGGACAUUUUUAUCAACACACAGCUGGAACAACCAUUCAUAGCGGUGCUGGCCUCCGGAUAA
Molecule: messenger RNA, 1509 nt
Organism: Anopheles cruzii
Lineage: Eukaryota; Metazoa; Arthropoda; Insecta; Diptera; Culicidae
Product: alpha-amylase 4N-like
Exons: 1
Coding region: 1-1509 (502 amino acids)
Biological process (GO): carbohydrate metabolic process
Molecular function (GO): alpha-amylase activity; cation binding
Source: RefSeq, a predicted model, not a curated record